Messenger RNA from Ylistrum balloti, 1510 nucleotides. Its product is annotated as NADH dehydrogenase [ubiquinone] 1 alpha subcomplex subunit 10, mitochondrial-like. The coding region runs from base 89 to 1273 and encodes 394 amino acids. The transcript is spliced from 8 exons. Gene Ontology annotation, cellular component: cytoplasm. Gene Ontology annotation, biological process: mitochondrial electron transport, NADH to ubiquinone. Lineage: Eukaryota; Metazoa; Mollusca; Bivalvia; Pectinida; Pectinidae. The record is from RefSeq and is a predicted model, not a curated record.
GGUGUUGAAGGACGUCGAAAAUGGAAUACUAGGGUAUCGAAAGGUACCGUGAUCUGUGGUAUCGUGUUCUUAUUGCAGGUUUAGCAAAAUGCGGAUCCUUCUCUGGGCAAAUAGGAACAUAGUUCCGUGUUUGAAGCGGAAGGUAGGCCCCGUCAAUGGCUUAUUCAAAUCACAUGUACCGGCGGCGAGUCUUGUUUCCAUCACCGACCCAGAAUAUGCCAGUCGGCCUCCGCGAAUGACACCACAUCCAUAUGAAAGCAAACCAAUCAGGUUCCCUCAGGUUUUCACAAAUAAAACAGUCAACAGAUUAGAUGAAAACUCCAAGCUGAUAGUUGUAGAAGGAAAUAUUGGAAUUGAGAAAGAAGAGUUUGGAAGAACAAUCGCUAAAGAGUUCGGUAUGAAAUUCAUUCCCGAAUACAAAGAAGAAGAAUAUUUCUUUACUGAUCGAGGGUUUGACAUCAGAGAAACAAAUGAGCAAGUCACAGAUAAGAUAAAAUACUGGGACAUGGAAAUGUUGUAUUCGAGCAAGAAUCCCAAGGAUGCUCACCAUUUCCUUAGAACCCAACUAGAACUGUACAAGGGAAAAUUUGAAAGAUACCGAGAAGCAGUGAGCCAUAUAUGGAAUACAGGUCAGGGAGUCGUUAUGAUCAGAAGUGUUUUCAGUGACCUGGUCUUUGCCAAAGCAUUGAGGAAGAGUGGAGUGCUGACUCCCAAAGGUUUCCAGCAUUAUCUACGUGUCUACUACAACACACAGGUGGAGCUCAUCAGUCCACAUAUGUUUGUUUACCUUGAUGCUCCUACAUCAUACUGCAUGGAACAGAUCAAGAAGAGAGGAAGACCCUGGGAAGUGAACAGCACAAUUCUGACAGAAAAGUUUCUCCGUGAUGUAGAGGACACCUACCAAGCUGAUGUCUUUCCUCAGUUUAGGGAACUGUCUGAGAUGAAAACCUAUGACAUGACAAGUCCACUGAACUAUGAGUUGAUCAUUGAAGAUCUGAAUGAGACCAGUUUGGAUGGGCCAAAAGUGAAUGAAGACACCAAGUUUAUGGAAUGGGAACCACCAGCAGGUGUUGAUAUGAGUGUCCUCCGCUACGAGUAUGGAAAGAAUUAUCAGUGGUUCUGGGACAAGAUGUUUGAGGAAAUUGUUACUCCUACAGAUAUAUCAGAACUCAAUUAUGAUGCAGACGAAAUUGUAGAAGUAGAAACCAUAAUUAACGAGCAUGCAGGACAUAAAUAUGAACACUACUACGACCCAAAAACCCAGAAGUACUAAGGUCGUUUUGUCUUAGAAAGGGAAAAUGAAACCACUGGAGGAGAAAGAGUAAUCUUUAUCAUUACAGGAAGUGUUUAUAGAAUAAAUACUAAAGUUACAUCUUGCUGAAACAGAUUAACUUUGACAGCCAUUUGGAGUAAACUUAUCAUAGUGGUGUGAAUGGAUGUAUAUAUGAAAGAAUUAUUUUGUGGAAUUUGAAAUAGAAUUGGUUUGUAAUAAAUCUGUUAUGGAUUGAUA